This is a messenger RNA of Pistacia vera, 2988 nucleotides long. Its product is annotated as DNA topoisomerase 3-beta. NCBI's taxonomy places the organism in Eukaryota, Viridiplantae, Streptophyta, Magnoliopsida, Sapindales, Anacardiaceae. Gene Ontology annotation, molecular function: DNA topoisomerase type I (single strand cut, ATP-independent) activity; DNA binding. The transcript has 11 exons. The record is from RefSeq and is a predicted model, not a curated record. Bases 624 to 2858 code for a protein of 744 amino acids. Gene Ontology annotation, biological process: DNA topological change. Gene Ontology annotation, cellular component: nucleus.
UAUGCUAGAAUUAAGUUAAUGAGGCUUCCCAAUUUUUCGAGUAAAGAAAAAGAGACUUCUCCCCUCAACAACUUCAAAAAUCUUUCUGCUUCUUUCCAUUUAUUAAACCCAAAAAAUUGCCAUAGUAGCACAGUUCCAUCACACAAUAACCUUCUUAUUACCUCCCAAAACUGCAAAGCCUUUUUAAGAAAAUCAGGUAACAAGAAGGAGCUGCUGCCUAAGAGAGAUUACACUCCUUAAACAACUUAUAUAGGAAACAAUGAAAAAAAUAAGUAGUCAACGUUUUUGUGCAAAAUACACCAAUUUGGAGACACGGACAUGAAAGGUUUUCUCCCCUAAACCAUAUCAUUAGUGCUGAUUUUAGUGAGUGCAACAGAGCAAACCAAUACCUUCACUUUAUUUGGAACUUUUGCCUUCCAAAUUACUGAAGAAGGGUGAAAUGAUGAAAGAUUUGAAAAGUCAAUGAAGGUGUUGAAGAAGGAGAUUGUACAAAAGUUGCCAGACUCGUCAAGAAGCCCACCCAUCUGUCUUCCGGAAUAUUAUUUUUUACCUUUACCAGCCAUCUCCUUGACAUUAGGCAGGAACAAGCUAUUGCCUUGAGAAAUAAAUGUCCAAGGACAUCUAUGAGAUUUUUCAUGCAGAGUACUGGCAUUCAAUUAAAUGAUGCUAGAAGAAAGGUUUAUCGUGCACGGUUUUCUUCUGUUACUGAGAAAGAUAUUUUUAAGGCUAUGGAUAACCUUGUUGAACCUAACAGAAAUGAAGCACUGGCUGUUGAUGCUCGGCAGGAGAUAGAUUUGAAAGUUGGUGUUGCAUUUACACGAUUUCAAACUAGAUAUUUCCAGGGAAAAUAUGGGAAUCUUGACUCCAGAGUUAUCUCCUAUGGGCCAUGUCAAACUCCCACCCUGGGGUUUUGCGUACAACGAUAUUUGCAAAUUACUUCCUUUAAGCCAGAAAAGUUUUGGGCUUUGCAUCCUUACAUAAUACAGAAUGGCUAUGAAAUUAAGCUAGAAUGGGAACGUCACAAGUUGUUUGACUUGGAUGUCGCUAUGAUGUUUCAAAAGUCGGUCACACAGGAUGGAAUCUUAGAAGUAAUUGAUACAUCAGAAAAACAGGAAAGCAAAGUUCGUCCUUAUGGUCUUAACACUGUGAAUCUUCUAAAGGUUGCUUCAAGUGCAUUAGGCUUUGGACCUCAAAUGGCUAUGCAGCUGGCUGAGCGCUUGUAUACUCAAGGUUUCAUCAGCUAUCCACGUACAGAAAGUACUUCCUACCCUUCUUCGUUUGAUUUUCAAGGCACACUUAGUGCACAAGCAAAUAGUCCAGUAUGGGGUGAUUAUGUACGAAGACUCCUUGCUGAAGGUUAUCAUAAGCCGCGGUCUGGAACAGAUGCAGGAGACCAUCCCCCUAUUACUCCAAUGCAGUCAGCAACUGAAGAUAAUCUUGGCAAAGAUGCUUGGAGACUAUACCAGUACGUCUGUCAACAUUUUCUAGGCAGUGUGUCUCCUGACUGCAAGUAUGUAAGGAAAAAGGUUAAAUUUUCAAUGGGUGGAGAAUACUUCCAUUGUGUAGGGCAUCAUGUUACAGUCCAAGGAUUUACAUCAAUUAUGCCAUGGUUAGCAAUAAAUGAGAAAAAUCUUCCUGAGUUUUCUAAAGGAGAGAAAAUAGAAGUUUCAAGGGUGGAGCUGAAGGAGGGAAAUACUGUAGCACCCGAUUAUCUCAGUGAGAGUGAGCUUAUUUCCUUGAUGGAGAAGAAUGGAAUAGGCACAGAUGCAUCAAUACCUGUGCAUAUUAACAACAUAUGUGAGCGUAACUAUGUCCAGGUUCAAGCUGGCAGGAAAUUGGUUCCUACUGCAUUAGGUAUCACGCUUGUAAGAGGCUAUCAGUGUAUUGAUCCAGAUCUUUGUUUGCCAGACAUCCGAAGUUUCAUUGAGCAACAGAUAACACUUGUUGCUAAGGGUCAGGCAGAUCAUUCUCGUGUUGUGCAGCAUGUGCUACAACAAUUUAAGGAGAAGUACAGUUACUUUGUUAAGCAGAUUGAAAACAUGGACGCACUAUUUGAAGCACAAUUCUCCCCACUUUCUGACUCAGGACGUGUUCUCAGUAAAUGCGGUAAAUGCCUGCGGUAUAUGAAGUACAUUUCUACCCAACCAUCACGGCUUUACUGUGCUACAUGUGAGGACGUUUAUAAUCUCCCUCAAAAGGGUACCAUUAAGCUCUACAAAGAGCUCACAUGUCCUUUGGAUGGCUUCGAGCUUUUGAUUUUCUCCAUGGCUGGUCCAGAAGGCAAGUCUUUCCCUCUCUGCCCAUUCUGCUACAACAAUCCUCCAUUUGAAGGUGUAGACACACUCUUUGGUACUACUAAGACCAAUAUUUCUGGCAAGUUUGGUAAAGAAGCGGGUAUGCCAUGCUUCCUCUGUCCUCACCCAACAUGUCGGCACUCUCUAAUAGCUCAAGGAGUUUGCGCUUGCCCGGAAUGCAAUGGUACUUUGGUUUUAGACCCAGUAAGUGCUCCCAAGUGGAGACUUUAUUGCAAUAUGUGCAAUUGCCUUGUCUUCCUCCCUCAAGGUGCACACCGAAUUGCCACCACUCGUGAUCAAUGUCCUGAAUGUGAUUCCACAAUAAUAGAAGUGGACUUCAAUAAGAAAACAACGCCUUUGGAUGAUGGCGCUACAUUGCAUAUUGGGUGCAUUCUUUGUGAUGAGUUGCUUCAUUCUCUCAUAGAGGUGAAACAUGGUAGAUCGUUUUUCAAACGUUUAGGUGGUAGGGGAAGAGGAAGAGGUGCAAGGCGAGGCGGAUAUAAAGGAAGAGGACGAAAUACUGGGAAGAUGGUGGAUCCUAAAAUGAGUUUUCGAGACUUUUGAAAGCGUUUAGUCUUUCACCUGUGUAUUUGAUCUUAAAUUGUUUUCAGCGUGCAGUUGAUUUUAUGAACAAAAAUUCUGAAACUAUGAACUUGUUCAGCUUUUGAAAUUAUCUCCUUGGUGGAAACUUUAU